Messenger RNA from Polistes canadensis, 4065 nucleotides. RefSeq names its product protein NDNF (gene nord). The transcript is spliced from 7 exons. The record is from RefSeq and is a predicted model, not a curated record. NCBI's taxonomy places the organism in Eukaryota, Metazoa, Arthropoda, Insecta, Hymenoptera, Vespidae. The coding region runs from base 1993 to 3525 and encodes 510 amino acids.
GGGAGGCAGGAAGGGAGGCAGAAAGGGAGGCAGGUAGGUAGGAAGAAGAGGUAGGGAGAGACAACAUAGAAGGAGGUUGAGGAACGCCGAAUUUGAACGAGUGGAAGCAUAAUUCCGAAGGGGUUCGAGCGGAAGGCCAGUUCCGCGAACUCGCGUAAUCGAUUCCGUCAUGUCGCGGACCACCCGGGUACGGUCCUAAUAAAUAAGUAAUACGCCGGUUCAAGCAAAAGAUCAGAAUUCCAGGAGAGGAGAGAGCGAAGCAGCGACCAAGAUUCAUCUUGUGCUACCUUAGCAGCUACGUAAAGUGUACCUGAGAACGUAGGUAUAUCCUUCAAAGGGAAAAUCGAUAUCAAUUGUAUAAUUAUUGCAAGGACCGAUUGUCUUUGGUUUCGCAGGGUAUCUACGACGAGCGAGAGCAAAUGCACGCGAAUAAGAUCUCGAAUUGCCGGUGCGACAUCGGAGUAGCCAGGAGGGACGGUCUUCCGCUGCUGCAGUAGCUGGCUUGCUGGUUGGCUACAAUUUUCUUGUUCGGUUAUACGAUGACACUUGGAAGGUGUCGCUCUCGAAGAAGGCAGGGUCAAUAUCGCAAGGUGGCAAAGAGGUAAAACGUAAUAGGUCUUCGCAGAACGAGAGCGCGAGAGAGAGAAGUGUAAACUCGAUACCCGAUGGAUCAUCGGAGCCGACAUUCGAGGCGCUAAUGUUCAGGCCUAGGGAACAAACAAACGCUCUUUUUGCACUCGGAGAACAUGCUGUUUCUUUACCCUCUAACCUUCCCAUUUUAUAUUUUUACACUUAUUUUGACAGCUUCGAAACGUCAAAAGAACGAAGAACAAAUACGCGUUGCCCCAAUAAAAAAAAAAUUCUUUAGUUUAAUAGAUAUUUAAAAAAUCUGAACUAAAGAGAAUAGUCGCGCUUUGUGAGAUUUUUGCUUCGGGAGUAAUGUUUUACCGAUGGUAUAUCCUGCACGCGUGGAGCAUAUAGUCGGAGGUUCCCACACUGCAGGCCAUGAUUUAUUGGCCUGCCACCCGCCAGACCUGCUGUCAUCAUCGUCCCAUCCUAUACUAACUUCCCUUUCUACGCGAUCUUCGCGCCAUAUCGGCUUCUUCUUUCCUCGCGCCCCAUGAAACAGGAAGGUCGUUUGAUGCCCCGGUGACGUCCAUCCGCCUUGCUUUGCCUUAUGCAGCCAAUCUUGCUGACUACUCCCAUACGUUCCAAUAAUUAUCUUUUUUCUACGACCAAAGGACUAUAGGUAUGUCGCGCACAGAUAAUCGCAACACUUUCCACCCGAGUAGGCAGCAAAUAUUCAAGGAUUACCUAUUUAAGUAUUGCGCAUUGUUUUGGAAAGAAAGAGAGAGAGAGAGAGAGAGAGAGAGAAAAGCAAAGUAAAGGGUAAGAAGGGUAAGAAGCUUAUUAAUGAGGUCACCCGGGGGAGAAAGGAAGGAAGGAAGAAAGGAAGGAACGAAGAGAGCGUAAGGGCGGCAUGUGGAAAGGGAGGGGGAAGAGAGAGGCGCCAAAGGUGGCGACGGAAGAGGGGAGAGGAGGCGAAAGGGAUCGCGAGGGUUCCUUCCAGAAGACGAGACGAAGACCAAGUCGUCGGGUGCGUAGGAAAGGAAGAGGGGUUAUUUCGUUUGGUCGUCUUUGGCGUGGUUUCCUAAGCUACAGCUCCAGUGGCAGCCUGGUGUCGUCGUCGUCGUCGUCGUCGUCGUCGUCAUCAUCGUCGUUGUCGUCGUCGUCUUCUGCCUUGUACUGCUGCUCGACACACAGUCGAACUCGUUCGCCACUGGACGACGGAUGUCGUCGCCGUCGCCGUCGUCGUCAUCGUCGGCGUCGGCACUAUUCUCCUUUAGACACCUCGUCGUCCUCUUCUCCUAUCUUCGCAACCCUAUUCCUACUUCUCCCCGAUCUUUCUCCUUCCUUUUAUAAAAUCCUUUUGUACGGUGGCAAUAUAGAGUCUUGGCAAUAGUCACGGCAAUAGUCACGGCAAUAGUCACGAUGUCGUCUUACCGUCCGCGGCUCCUCCUCCUCCUGCUCUUGGUCGCGUCACUUUCUACAUCUCGGUGCACCGGAUGCGCCUUUUGCGAGAAAUUCUUUCAACCGCAGCCUCGGCAGCAACGGGAGCAAGAGGAGAAAUCCUAUUUGACUCGCAGGACGAUAGGCAGUCCGAGACCCUUUGGCGCCGAGAGACCGACACGCGCUCAAGAAUUCAACAGGACCGGCGUGUUGCAUCCCGAAUACCAGAUACCGGCAACUCUUCGACCGGGCAAUGUGUCGCAGUUUUAUUAUUUGAACCCGCGAGAAGGUCCACCUUUGACGUUGCUCGUCAGUCCCUGCAGCGGUCCGAUCGCGUGGACGGUGAGUUACGUAGAAACACCUGAAAACGAUCGAAAAUUCGAAGGAACAAAAUUAGAUCAAACACGAUGGCCAGUGAAAACUCUUAAACCAGGAUCGCCUUUGUUUACGUACGAAGGAGCAGAAGAUCAAAAUUUUACGAUAGCCCGAACGCGCGCUGGUUUGUAUUGGUUUGAAAUCAAAUCAAUGCGAGGUAGGAAACUUGAAAAAUCCGAUCCAAGCACGGUAUUGUUGUACGCAACCUCCAACGCCUUGAAUCAUCUGUCAGGAUUUUAUGCGUACGAAAAAGAUAAUCGUCAACGUUCCUUAAGAUUUCAACAGAGAAGAAGCAAACGUCGUUUAACCAUAUCUUGGAACAAAAGCCACGUAGAUCCGCACCUAUCCAACUAUUGUUUGGCCGUUACGUCGGGAACCGAAGCCCAUCCUUCGACUCUUUGCGCCGCACAAAACUUUCUUGUCGUUCACUCGUCGCACGCCGUUGGCAAGGCAAGCUCCUCAAGCAACAAGGAGCAUCAAUAUCGGGGUAUCCCGGAAGGGCUUCAUUGCGUACGACAAACUAAAUUAACUCUUCACAGAAUGAAGUUCGACACUACGUACAACUUUACUCUAUACGUGGUUAACAUGCGUAAUAACGUUUCGAACAAACUUGCCACCGAUGCCAUAAGAUUUCGAAAGACGCCCGAGUUAAUGUUACACACGGGACGUUACGCUACGGUCAAUUUGAGAAAAACCGAUGGUUUCGUCAAUUUCCGUUAUCGCCCACCGGAGAACGCAUCUAGUAUCUUCCACAUUCUUCCUUGCGGCGGUGGCAUAGUCAAGGCCAAAUUAAGCGCUCCAGGAAUACUGCGGUCUUUCUCUAUUUGGCGAUUUGUAGGAAAAGGAAGUUGUGGGAUAUGCAUUUCUCCGAGUACCUUUACUACCCUCGGGGAAAGCUUAUAUUCUGCGCAUAUCUGCUACACCGCAAGAAUUAGCACGGGUCUCGGCAAUCAAAGUGCUCGUUACGCAGGAGUCUUCGAUGAUUUAUCCGCAGGUACCGUCGAGAAGCACGCCACGCGAAUAUCGCUCUUUGAGAAACUGCGACGAGGUGACAAUCGGAGUAGAGUCUGCCGGUGCCGCGAAAUAUUGCAUUCUCGUAAGAGAAUUGAAAGAUUCCUCGAGUUUGAGCAGCGUUACUAACGUACCCGAUCAGUGCGGUCUCCAUCGUCGUCGUCGAUCCGAAUAUACGUUCGAGGUCUGCGAAGAAAGGAAGACCACGCCAAAGGACAGAGCUCUACCGUUUACCAUAAAGAAACUCCAACCAGGAAAGGCGUAUCUUUUGCAAAUCACGGCUCAGCUCAAAGGUCGAUCCUUGUCUUAUCCUCUUUUAGGCGUACGCACGAAACGUACCUGUCUGUUGCAUCCGUAACGCAGUCGUUAACGCAAGUGUACUUGCCAGAUUUAUCUAACGAUUAAAUCGUUCUUACGCUUUCAUUCACCUAUCACACGGUGCUCAAUGAAAUAUCAUAAAAUUCAUUUUUAUCGAUUCUAUAAUACGUAUGUAAAUAUAUACGUAUAAUAAAAUAUACUGGAUAAAAAUAGCAUUCAAUAAAAUUCCUAUUAAUUCGUAUUUUUUGGACAAAUUCACUUUGCUUUAAGCCUAUAAAAUUACAUAGGAUUAGGCCGUAAAAUUAUACGUCAAAUUAUACGUCAAAUAAAACAUAAAAUCAUACAUAGUUA